Molecule: messenger RNA, 1266 nt
Organism: Ectocarpus sp. CCAP 1310/34
Lineage: Eukaryota; Phaeophyceae; Ectocarpales; Ectocarpaceae
Source: the annotation of a GenBank genome assembly
AUGCUCACGUGUUGCACCGUUGUCCCUUCGUCACGAUAUACACCUGUGUUGGACCCACAGGAGCUUCGGCCAUCUGCAAGACGUAUCGAUCGGAAAUUCUCGAGCGUAGAGUAUGGCCCUCUAAUGGCAGACCAGCUUUGUGGCAACGGAACAAGGUUGAUCUAUUACAUGGAAGUCGGGCAGGUCCUCAGCCGUACCUUCACACUCAAGGACACACACACGGCUCGGCAAGAGUUGAUCAUGUCCUUCGCCGACGCACGCGACGUCGACCCAGAGAAUGUACGACGCGCGAUGGGCAGCACCGUUCUUUUAGAGUUCCCUGCGCCGACAUUUACACACGGAUGUGAUCUAAUUCUUCCCGCUGAAACAAACGGACAACUUCGGGCGUUGUUGGGCACGAAAACACGCCAAGGGAGGAGACUUGAAGCUGGUCUCCACGGCGCUGAACUUGAAGUGGAGGACCUCUACGCUUACCUAGCGUCGGUGGCCGACCGUCACAGAGAAUCAACAUCGAUUUACGUCCCGGAGUUGGUCACUCCAAUUCCGCUGCAUUCGGUGGUCCACCUCGUGACAGGUGCUCGCGGCCUCGGCGUACCUCCAAAUGCCAGAGGAGGUGCAUUCGUCAAUAUUCGUGCGUGGAGCCGGGAGAACCUUUUUUCGGUUCCUUCCAUCUGGGACAUUCCCUUGGUGAAGCCUCGUUUUGGCUGCUCCUUCGAUACGGCUCUAAGCCUGAUGGGGUAUCGCGUGGGCGACUUUAUCGCCAAUGAGCUCGAGGCUUUCAAGCGGGGGGGGAAAUUCAAGGUUGACUGGGAAUUCGGGGCGGAGGGAGCAAACGUGCCUGUGCCGGAACUGGCGGGCUGCAACGUCUCUGUGAUGUACCGGACGUUCUCUGGAGAUGCGAGACUGUUUAACAUGUCAAUUGCUACGGUCAUUGAGCGCUUUCCAAGCGCUUUGGAAGUGGUGGCCGUCGUAGUGGAAGCUGACGUGGCGCUCUUCGAGGGUAUUGUCAAGCCUCUCCGGGCCACAGCACCAUUUCCCAUUCGCGUUGUCGGGGAGCCACAGCUAAUGGACGGCAACAUUCAGCAAAAGUACUCCAAAGUGAUACUCCCUCUGACGGCCGACUUGUACACGAAAGGAGACUACAUCUUGCACAUGGACUCGGACGUGGUCAUGUUCGAGGAUCUGACUUAUCGGCACAUAUUUCAUCUCCGCAAACCUGUUCUACCCUUCCGCCGAUACAGAAACGAAGCAGGAGUGGAAGAAUAG